Molecule: messenger RNA, 5802 nt
Organism: Microdochium trichocladiopsis
Lineage: Eukaryota; Fungi; Ascomycota; Sordariomycetes; Xylariales; Microdochiaceae
Product: phosphatidylinositol 3
Exons: 7
Coding region: 1-5802 (1933 amino acids)
Biological process (GO): phosphatidylinositol-mediated signaling; phosphatidylinositol phosphate biosynthetic process
Cellular component (GO): plasma membrane; cytoplasm
Molecular function (GO): 1-phosphatidylinositol 4-kinase activity
Source: RefSeq, a predicted model, not a curated record
AUGACUUCACUCAGCCUCCGCCAGCAAGCACUGCAAAAGAUCGCCGCACUCUCAGCCUCCAGCUACACAACGUCCUUUGACCGAUCGGAUCUUGACCGUCUCUGCAGAGCGACUGGGAAGUCUAAAGAUGUCGGCGCCAAUGGUUCUGCAGGUGGUCAGCACGCGUCACUGGCGCGAGUGCCCAUGACCAUCCGCGAAUUCGAGGUCCUCCUAUCGCUCUGCAAAGCAGCGCCCCUCGUACAAAGCAGUCAGAGCGCUCAGAAGCUCGUCAGCCAGCUUGUGCCUUAUGUCCUCGAUGCGCAUGCCCAGACGUUCCAGCUGUCGCCGUUCUUCCGCAACAUUGAACCCUCGCCGAUCGAAGCGCUCUCCUUCAACCUGAUUGCGGCUUUGUUGUCCCUCGGAACACACUACAACAACCUUCACGAAACCGUGUCUGACGCAAUCUGGUCGUUCUUGGGCUCGCUCAACACCGCUAUCCAGGGGAUCGUGCCUGCCAACCCCGACGAAGACGCCGAACACAGUAUAGAGGACGCAAUACGCACAGCGACCAUAGCCAUCGCGAUACUGGGGUUUUUGGAUGCCGCGGCCGCUCAGGCAAGUUUCUGGAAGACUGGCGGCCGGCUUGCUCUUGUCCAGAGAGUUCGUGCUUUGCUCUCGCAGAACUUCCUAACCGCCGUCGACGGAGCCUUCUCAGUCAUUCGCAACUCACACACGUCAGAUCGCCAUGCAAAGGAGUGGAAGCGGUACUUGCGCCACUAUGCUCACCAAGGACGGCCUUUGGGGCCGCUUCUUCUGGAGCGUAGCUUCAUGUGGCUCAUGACUUCGGCCACUUCGCUCCUAAUCGCAGAUGCCAAAGCUCUUAAGAAUAUGCACAUCCUGGAUUUGUUCAUGGCCAAGGGCGGCCAUCUUACCCCGACUGUGCCGGAUGCCGAUUUUCGGUCGAUCGAGUUGUAUGCUGGAUUCGCCCAAGAAGAAAUGGACCGGCUGGAAGCUUCCGCGGAUUUCUUGCAGCUCAGCGCACCCACUCAACGGAGCCUCGCCUGUGCGGUCAAGUCUUGUGCAAUCAUCAGCUAUCUCAAUUGCUCCAUGCUGAACGAAGAUGCCGCCGAACCUGAAGUGUUAUUGUACUGGCUGACAGAAGCCCUCGAGGACACCGCCGGCAUGGCCGAUGAGACUCUUGCGUCCACUGUUCUCCGCGCUCUGGCAAUCAUCUGCCGUAUCUCGCCUACGUCGGGUCCCGGUAUCGUCAAGAUGCUUCCGCGAUUCAUCGUUCAGGCCUCCCCCUCAAGUGCCACCGUUGCGAUGGCAGCAAAGUGUCUCGCAUUUGCGCUGCAGUUGCUCUCACACGACGCCGUCAUUUCCACCCUGUACACCCUUGGGAACGUACUGAGUCCCAACCCAGAGGAGACUGCCGUGAAUGGAAUCAACGGCGAUGUUCCAUCGGACGAAGCAGGAGUGGGCAAUGUGUACCAGGGAAGAAAGUCGACAGCCAGCGAGAUUUCCCUGGAGCUGAAGGGAGAGGACGAAUCCACUACCGUUUGUUGCAACAUUGUUCAAGCCAUCUGUGGUAUUGCGAGCGUGUGCAACGACGAGAAGAUCACCGCUCUUGCUCAAGCAAUGCUGCUUCAGAAGCUAACGAAGGUGAACCCCGUUGUCGAUGCACGCAUCAUCAUCGGCGCUGCCACCUUGUCUCUCCACGGAGGACAGCUCGAAUUCCGAUCGCUGCUUAAGUCAUACUCGCGUAUCUGCCGUCUUGCGCUGCAAGAGGACUCCGUGAUUGUUCUCAAGGCUGUUAUGGGAGCACGCAACUACAUCUCCGCCCACGUGCGGCGCAACUCGCCUCUCUUCCAAAUCUACUGGGAGCACAUUCUCGAAGAGGUUGUCUCUCGUGGAGAUGUACACCAAUCAAACCACCCUAAAGAGACCGACUUUGAAUUUGCUGCACGGGAGAUUGAACAGCUCAUCCAACCACUCUCCGUUUUUAUGUCCACACAUGAAGUCGCGGCAGACAGAGCCUUCGAAGAUGACGACAGCCACUCUCUGGUCCGUGAUGCCUGGUUCAACAUGGUGGUGCAUGGCUUCAACUCCACGACGCCACGAGGCAAGCGCGUUCUGGACGAUUUGCGGAUCAUGGCCAUUCACUCACCUCCUUUGGUCGCGGAGCAGAGAGGGGAACAAAUUGAAAGUGACAUUGAGCUCAACACAGUCCUUCGUCGUGCCAAUACGUCGGAGCGCGAGGCGAAGCAGAAGCAGCAGCUUGGCGAGCUUGUUCCCUCCAAGGCUCAAGAGAUUCGGGCGCUAAGCUACAGGAAGGUCAUCUUCUUGCAAGCCUCAUACCUUGUCGAAAGUCUGCGAGCAGAGUCUGGCGACUGCACGAAGGUGCUCUCUUAUUUCCUUGAACCCAGCAUGCAGAAGGAAGAUGUAAGCAAUGUCAUGAUUGGUAUCACCAGCUCUAUCGUCGAGCUAUACCUCGCGAAAACGCUGGCCGGUCGUGAACCGACAUUCUCGGCGCAGUACGCUGCAGCCCAGCUGGCCGCCAUAUUCUGUGCCUGUUGCCACCGGAUCAAGCGUGUUCAACUGGCUGCUGUGGAAUGCGCUGAUCGAAUCGUUCGCGAAGUGCCGUCUGCCUUGUGCCAGCGUUCGUCGCUUUUUGCGCUUCUCGAACUGUUGUCGCUCAUGUGGACCAGUUGCCUGGAGGCAGAGACGGACAUGUAUGAGCCGAGGUCGACCUUCAGCUCGAAGCUGGGUAACGUCACUGUAGAGCUCUCGGACGAUUAUGAAUUCAGGAGGAUCACUCUCAAUAGCCUCUACAAGAAGGCCAAGUCCUGGGUGGCUCUGGUCAUCGAUCUAGCCCCUUCCGACGUCAAGGGCCUUCUGCAGACGUACCUCUCCGAAUACUCUGACGAUGGGGCCUACGGCCAUCUCUCACUGGGACGCUCCUUUGCGGUGGAGAUGGGUUCUUCUGUUCCAUCAACCGAUCAGCGGCUCACUUCUUUGGAAGCUGUCGGUGACACGAGAGUCAACAACGCUUCGGAUUUCAUCGCAUCAUAUACAACAAGACAGGAGUAUAGAUAUGGCGAGGCUUUACCCGAUCAAGGCGGUGACCUCUUCAAUAUCAUGCCCCUGGCGCGCAGGGCGUCUUUCAUCAGGACCGCCCCGACAGAUCGGACGGACGCGGUUGCGGCAUUGACGCAUGUCGAGUCCCGCCUCAAUGAGACCAAACGGACGCCCCUCAGUGACGUGCGGGAUAUCCUGCGCCGGGCAGCAGCUCUCCUCUGUCGUAGCGAGAAGGACGAGAGCGCCGUCGCUCAUUCCUUGGUCAGCAUCCCCUUCAAGAUCUUCUCGAAAGAGUCCAUCAAGUUUGGUGUAUCUUUAUGGCUUGGUGUUAUGAACGAAAACCCCAGGAUGGAACCGCGUCUCCUCGCCGAGAUCGCUCAGCAGUGGGAAGCUACAAUUCAAAAGAAGCUUGGGUUAUUCAACCCUGCCAUGAUGCACCCUGAUCCUUUCUUUUUGAAAGAGGAGUUCGCUCCUAGCGAUAAUGAGGCCCUCGCACACAAGCGUCAGCAGGUGCAUAACCUCCUAGCGCCUCAUACGCGCCUGGUACAGUUUUUCGUCAGCCAUUUCAACGCAACGCGUCUCGGCAGCGUGGAUACGCAGCGAACCUUCCUACGACUUCUUGACCUGACAAUGGAUGCGAUGCGGGAGUCGGCCUCCCAUCCCAUGGCACGAGAGUUGCGCCUUCGCAUUGUCUUGUUCAGCCUGAGGGUGUUGAGAGUUAGCUCCACCACGGGGAAUCUUGCACAACUACGCUUCAAGGACAAAAUCCUGUCUGCCGCGCUGAGCUGGUUCAAAUACUCACCAAAGUGGUCGUUCGGUAGCAACCUCUUGCAGCUGAAGACCGAAGUACGAUUAAUUUCCGACGUCAUGCAAGGAUUGAAGGCCGUGGCUCAGAUCUCAGGCCAGACAAGUGGGAACUACAAGUCAAUUGGCCAGAAAGAGGCGCUAUUGGAGAUUUUGCUGCAGAGCGAGCAGGCGCGACUUGGCGUCUGGAUUCGACCUACGCACGAGGACCGGCACCAACGUCCUGAAAUCAUGAACAAGCAUGGAAGGGAGACUUCACUAAAGCCCCUCGUUCGGGUGGCGUGGAACGAGGAUCCAUCGCUUGCGAUUGAGCUCGUCAACCGCUUCCCCCUGCCUAGCGUCCACCAUGAUGUGCGCUGGCUACUGCUCAACUUCCCGGCCAAGGCCAUGCACGAUCCAGAGGCCCUGCCGAUUCUCUUGGGCAGCGAGCUGCCGCACGACGUGCGGUUCCAGCUCAAGUAUCUACUCUUCUGGGCGCCAGUCAAUCCCAUUACAGCCGUGACUUACUUCCUUCCGGCUUAUCGGAAGCACCCAUUCUUGACCCAGUAUGCCAUGCGCGCCUUGGAAAGUCACUCCAUCGAUGUGACCUUCUUCUACGUACCGCAGAUUGUUCAAGCACUUCGCCACGAUGCGCUUGGCUAUGUAGAACGCUACAUUGUGGAGACGGCGCAGUUCUCCCAGCUUUUUGCCCACCAGAUCAUCUGGAAUAUGAAAGCCAACAUGUACAAAGACGAUGAUGGCACCAUUCCCGACACGAUCAAACCAAGCCUGGACAAGGUCAUGGCGAAGAUGAUCAGCAGCUUCUCCGACGAGGACAAGGACUUCUACGAGCGAGAGUUUUCCUUUUUUGACGAGGUCACGAGCAUUUCUGGAAAGCUCAAGCCGUACAUCCAGCGCCCGAAGCCAGAGAAGAAGCUCAAGAUUGACGAGGAGCUACGCAAGAUCAAAGUCGAGAUUGGUGUGUACCUGCCGAGUAAUCCUGAUGGUGUGGUGGUGGGCAUCGAUCGCAAGUCUGGCAGGCCUCUGCAAUCCCACGCGAAGGCCCCCUACAUGGCCACCUUCCGCAUCCAAAAGACUCGCCAAGGCGUCGAGGAGACAGAAGCUGCCGUGGCAGAGCUGACCGAGAAUGGCGAGGCUGCGCUCGAGAAUACCUACGAGAUCUGGCAGAGUGCCAUUUUCAAGGUCGGUGACGAUUGCCGGCAGGAUGUUUUGGCUCUACAAAUGAUCUCUGCAUUCCGCGGCAUCUUCCACAAUGUCGGCUUGGACGUCUAUGUGUUCCCGUAUCGGGUCACCGCGACGGCACCGGGCUGCGGUGUCAUUGAUGUGCUGCCAGGAUCGAUAUCCCGAGACAUGCUAGGUCGCGAGGCAGUGAACGGCCUGUACGACUACUUCAUCAGCAAAUACGGUAAUGAGGACUCGCUGCGUUUCCAGAAGGCACGCAUGAGUUUCGUCAAGAGUAUGGCGGCUUACAGCAUCAUCUCAUUCCUCCUGCAAUUCAAGGACAGGCACAACGGCAACAUCAUGAUUGACGAAGCUGGCCACAUCAUCCACAUUGAUUUCGGGUUCUGCUUUGACAUUGCACCGGGUGGUGUCAAGUUUGAGCGUGCUCCAUUCAAGCUCACCGGUGAGAUGCUCGCCGUGAUGGGCGGCUCGAUGGACCACCAGGCUUUCAAGUGCUUUGAGGAGCUAUGCGUCAAGGCGUUCCUGGCCUCGCGUCCCUACGCCGAGAAGCUCAGCCAGAUCGUGUCGCUGAUGAUGGACAGUGGCUUGCCGUGCUUCAAGCCCGAGAGCAUCAAGCAUUUCCGCGAGCGGUUUGUGCUGGAGAAGAACGAGCGCGAGGCCGCCGAAUUUGUUCGGGACCUGGUGAAGAAGAGCGCUGGCAACUACAGCACUGUCGUCUACGACCAGUUCCAGCUGAUGACCAACGGCAUUCCGUACUGA